Xenia sp. Carnegie-2017 is the source of this 2079-nucleotide messenger RNA. RefSeq names its product 52 kDa repressor of the inhibitor of the protein kinase-like. NCBI's taxonomy places the organism in Eukaryota, Metazoa, Cnidaria, Anthozoa, Malacalcyonacea, Xeniidae. The transcript is spliced from 2 exons. The coding region runs from base 1 to 2079 and encodes 692 amino acids. The record is from RefSeq and is a predicted model, not a curated record.
AUGACAACUAAGGUUCAUCCAUAUGGUAUAUCUCACAGUAGCGCUUUGGGUUCUUGUGAUGCUUCUUCUUUUAUUUCAUCUUCUACCUUGCAAUUACCAGAUAAUAAAACUGCAAAUGCUGAUUUGCCUAGAAAUCCAUAUGAUGUUGGUUUUUAUAGAGAAAAGGUGAGAGGUAUGGAAAUUCAUGAAAUUGAAAAACUUGUGAAGAAUGUAUUCGUACCUGAUGAAUGCUAUGAAUUUCCUAAAACUGUUGAUGCAAAUGGUCGCAGUUUCCCUCCAAUAUUUUUUUCAGAGCCAUUAACACAUUGGCCUGAUGCUAAAAGUGCAAUAAAAAGGCUUAUAAGUACAUCAUCAGGUCUUCAUGUUCACACUUCUGCUCUUCUUAAGGACAUCUUGGAUCAGAGUUCCGGUAAAAGCCAGCCAAUAAAUGUCAUGAUUGACAGUAACUUAAAGAAAAAGAUUUCAGAGAAUAGGAAAAAAUUAGUUCCAGUAGUUGACACCAUCAUUCUUGCAGGUCGCCUUCAAUUACCACUUAGAGGUCAUCGGGAAGAUUCUCGGUAUCAUCCUGAAGUUGGUGAAUAUUCUGAAAAGCAUGUUGGUAAUUUUAUUGAAUUAUUAAACUUCCGUGUUCGUGCAGGGGACACCAUUUUGGAUUCCCAUCUUAAGCAUCAUGAUAAAAAGGCCUCCUACAUCUCUAAAACUACUCAGAAUGAGUUAAUUAGGUGUUGUGGUCAAUUCAUCACUGAACAGCUUCUAGUUGACGUAAAAAAGAGCACGUUUUAUGCAUUGAUUGCAGACGAAACAUGUGAUAUUUCUAAUAAAGAACAGAUGUCUUUGGUUUUGCGUUUUGUUGACGAGGAGCUCAACAUAAGAGAAGAAUUUUUUCGUUUCAUUCAUUGUAGUGAGGGUAUGUCUGGGAAGGACCUUGCAUCUGUGAUUUUGAAAUGUUUAAACGAAGAGUUGAAUUUGAACAUUCAGGACUGUCGUGGGCAGGGGUAUGAUGGCGCAGGUGCUGUUGCUGGAUGCAUUAAUGGUCUUGCUGCAAGGAUUAAGAAUUUGAAUGAGAAAGCCAUUUACACACAUUGUUUCAGUCACAGAUUAAAUCUUAGUAUUUGUGGGACUUGUGCCGUUCAGUAUGUAAGAAAUGUUUUGGAACAUGUGAAGGAAGCUGCUAACUUUUUCAACUCUGCAGAGUUGAGAGAAAUGCAUUGGAGAGCACUGUCCAGAUUCUGCAAAAAGAGAUUGAAAAGUGCUUGUAAGACAAGAUGGGUCAAGCGUAUUACUAGCUUAGAUACUUUUGAAGAACUGUAUGUUGCUAUUGUCUUUUCCUUGGAAGAAAUGAGUUUUAACGUCGAAGGCAAGUGUAAUCGUGAGACCUCUAGUAAAGCUUCCCCUCUGUUACAUCUUUUGACAUCUUUUGAUUUUAUUGCAGCACUCGUAAUAACUAGAUGUAUUUUUGAUCUUACUCUUCCAGUUACUCAGUUACUUCAGUCUUCUAGUAAUGAUAUUGCUGACGGUUUGAACUUGAUUGAGGCACUAAAAAAAUUGUCGAGAACUGUAAGAAAUGAAGUCGAUGUUUAUCAUGCUAACUGGUACAGUAUUGCAUUGACGAUGGCAGAAAAGGUGGGUGUUGAAGAGAAAAAACCUAGAACUUGUGGUCGUCAGGCAAUUAGAAGUAAUGUUCCGUCUGAAUCUGUAUCUGAUUACUUUAAGAAAACAAUAGCUGAUCACUUGUGUUCUGAGUUAGAAAAACGGUUUGAUUCAUCAGCAACUAGCAUAUAUUAUGGCUUGUUUUUAAUUCCAUCCAAGUUACUUUUGUGUCUUUCUUGUGGCGUUUCUUGGAAGGAAAAAUUUUAUUCAUUCUCUUCUUUGUUCUUGGAUGAUCUUCCAAAUCCAAAGGCUUUAGAUUGUGAACUUGAUCUCUGGCAGAAAUACUGGGAAUCGUCUUCUACAACUUGUCUUACUGAAAAUGUCUCUUCUACUUUAAAGUCGGUAAAUUUUCCAGGUUUUGAGAACAUAAAAGUAUUGUUAAAGAUCUUAGGUGAGUGGAGAGGUCGUUCUCUGCUUUGCGAAGAUUAA